GCGGGCGCAGCCGCGCCAGCCGGGAGCGCUCGCUGCAGCCCAGCGGCACGUUCGACCCCACCCUGCCCCGCCCGCAGCCCUCGCCAGGCCCAGCCGCCGCGCCCCCGAGCCCUGCGCAGCGCGCCCGUCAGCCCAUUCAAAAUGAAUACCGAUCAAGUGGCACUGGUGGGCCAAGUAUUUGAGUCCUAUGUUUCGGAGUACCAUAAGAGCGACAUCAUUCUCAUUUUGAAGGAAGACGACGAGGAUGCUCACUACCCAGUGGUGGUUAAUGCCAUGACCCUUUUUGAAACCAACAUGGAAGUAGGGGAGUACUUCACCGUGUUCCCCAAUGAAGUACUGACUGUGUUCGAUAGUGCCCUGCGAAGGUCAGCCCUGACAGUUUUCCAGUCCCUGUCUCAGCACGAGGCUGUUUCCAUGAAGCACAAUCUUCAUGUCAGGAUAUCAGGUUUGCCAGUCUGUCCGGAGCUGGUGAGGGAGCACAUUCCUAAGACCAAGGACGUGGGACACUUUUUAUCUGUCACUGGGACAGUGAUUCGCACGAGUCUGGUGAAGGUGCUGGAAUUUGAACGGGAUUAUAUGUGCAACAAGUGCAAGCACACAUUCGUGGUCAAGGCUGAUUUUGAGCAGUAUUAUACCUUCUGCCGGCCGUCCUCGUGCCCCAGCUUGGAGAGCUGUGAUUCCUCGAAAUUCACUUGCCUCUCAGACUUGUCUUCAAAUCCAGCCAGAUGUAGAGAUUACCAGGAAAUCAAAAUUCAAGAACAGGUUCAAAAGCUGUCUGUUGGAAGUAUCCCACGAUCUAUGAAGAUCAUCCUAGAAGACGACUUAGUAGACAGCUGCAAAUCUGGGGAUGACCUCACUGUCUAUGGGGUUGUGAUGCAACGCUGGAAGCUCUUUCAGCAAGAUGUGCGCUGUGAGGUGGAGAUAGUCCUGAAAGCCAACUAUGUGCAAAUAAAUAACGAGCAGUCCUCCGGGAUCGUUGUGGAUGAGGAAGUCCGGAAGAAGUUUGAGGACUUUUGGGAGUACUACAGAAGCGAUCCCUUUGCAGGAAGGAAUGAGAUACUGGCCAGCCUGUGUCCGCAGGUGUUCGGGAUGUAUCUGGUGAAGCUUGCUGUGGCCAUGGUGCUGGCUGGUGGGAUUCAGAGGACUGAUGCUACAGGAACAAGGGUCAGAGGUGAAUCUCAUCUUCUGUUGGUUGGAGAUCCUGGCACUGGGAAAUCCCAGUUCCUCAAAUAUGCAGCCAAGAUUACACCAAGAUCCGUGCUGACUACAGGAAUUGGAUCUACCAGUGCAGGUCUGACGGUGACUGCUGUGAAAGACUCAGGCGAGUGGAAUCUGGAAGCUGGGGCGUUGGUACUCGCAGACGGAGGCCUUUGCUGUAUAGAUGAAUUCAACAGCCUCAAAGAGCAUGACAGAACCAGCAUCCAUGAGGCGAUGGAGCAGCAGACAAUCAGUGUUGCUAAGGCUGGGAGUUCAGUGUACCCCCAGUCCCCAGUGCAUAGCUGUCAUCUUCCUGAUAUUGGGAACCAUUCAACCCAUCUGGCUCAGUGUUCAUCUUUCAUACCAUUUAUUCAGUGUUAUUCUACUGUGCAUGGAAAAAAUUAGAUCUACUUGCAACAAUAAUUCAUCUCACUUUGAAUGACGGCUUCCAGAAUUAUUGCCCCUAAUUAGAAGCCUGUUAAUCUUUCUAAUGUAAAGUAUGUAGUAAAUUCCCAAAUGUGAAAGUCUGAUGAAAUGUCUCUAGAGACUUGUAGCAUAACAUGAUGUUAAUUAGCAGCAGAUAGAGUUAAGUGUAAAAAAGAAACAUUUCAUUAUGAAUUGUAUCAAAAUAAAAUGACGAUACAGCGCGCUCUUAAUUUUACCCUUAAGAAAACUUACCUCUUCAUGGUUCCCCAGUUGGAAGACUUCUCUUGUAAACCUGCAAUAUAAAUUUUGGAUAUAUUCGGGUCCCAGUCUCUUGGGGGCAUCCAAUGUCACCAGUUAGCGUGGGUUCCCAACUGCCUCCAUCAACACCGACUUAGCGAGUUGUAACAGGUUCAUAAGGAAUGGGAUGGGAAGGAGGAGAGGGGCCACACAGUCAUUCAGAAGGGGAAGGAACAUGCUAGACUGGCACACUGAGAACUAGUGACUCAGAGUGACUGACAGCAGACCUGACGACAACGAAGGUCGCCAACAGCAGAGAAGCACAGACUGGCAAAGAACAGCCAGGGGCCACCAUCUCCAGUGGCCAAAAGAAGCCCUGAGGUUUGCUCUGUGUGGCAGGCGGGGCGCCAGUACUAAGAGCUGACAGCACCGGCAAUCCCACUCUGGGCCGAAGCUCUGAGUGCCUUCUCCCAGUAUGUGCUUCCUGACACCCUAAGCAGGAGGCCUCAGCUGGUCAGUAACAGCCUGAGAGGAAGUGGACAGACAGUGUUGAUGGUCAUCGGCAAGUGCGAGAACCAGCCCUCGUCUGAGUUCCACAGAGAGGUAGUGGUGGUGGGGUUCCACUAAGUCUAAAACCUUGGUACUAACUUUCAAAGACAUAUUCAUUUCUUUUUUCCCCAAUCCUUGCUACUAAUUUUUGGCUGUUGUUCCAUGGAGGAAAAUCCACUGAAGCUAUCAAUAAAUGCCGUUUAUUUCUAUUUGCUGGGCAAGACAUCAUACCAUAAGCCAAAGCUCGUAUUACUCCUAUGCAUAGAAUUUAAAUUUAGAAGAUUUUAUGUAGCCAAUUGGGACUAAUCUUAAGAAAUCACAGAAUUCUCGAGUAGAAAAAAAAAAAAAACUGGAUGGCAAGAAAACUCAACAAUAACCAACACUAGACCAAAAUUUUCAGUCCCAGCUGUCACAUUAUUCUCAAAAUAAAUUAAGUGUGAAAACACUGCUUCCGGAUCCUCUCUCUGUCACCCAGAUCUUUUUAUUCUUCCUCAUCCUGCCUGGGGUUAGAAGCGUUUCCCCUUGGAAACAGAACCAGUUCUUUCCUGUACUUAGCUCAUAUACCUUAGAAGAGGAAGUUUCUCCUGCUCAUAUCACAGGAGACAAGGGCCAGGGUGGGGUGCCCUGCUCCCCACUGUCAUCCUCCAUCCUUCAUGUGGUUUCUCCUUCCCUGCUGUGCUGAAAGAUGGAGACACACUGAGGACGCCCAGGGAGCCAUCAGGCGGGAUCUGGAGUGAUGUAUGUGUUUCACCCUCAUUCCAUUGCCCUCCUCCAUGAACUGCAAAGGAACGGAAGUGCCAUCUUGCUGUCUUGGGGUGGUGUGGGGGAGGCACAAGGUGUCGUGAGUGUGUGGCAGCCACUGCCCUGGCAGAGGUGGGUUAGAAGCAGCAGUGGAAUGGGGCUGGCAGCUGGAGUCAAGACAGGGUCGCCAUUGUCAGCAGAGCAGCAUGGGCAGCAGGCACACUGCAGGGCUGACUGCUCAAACCAGCCUGACCUGACGUUAUGAUGUUUAUACAACUACUAGUUGUUUGUAGGAAGGUUCAAGCAUGUAGACCCAGUAAAUGGAAAAGUAGCUUUUCCAGAAACCACUGUAUUUCCACUCAGAGUUAAGUCAGAAAGAAUGCAUCAGCAUCUUCAGGUUGUGACUGUAGAAGCCUGUGAAUGUGAAGUUUCAGAUUUUAGAAAUAUAUAUUGAGCUAAAUAACUUUUUUAUUUAUCAUUUAAUUAGUAUAGGUUUACUGAACUUUUCAUAGGUGCCAGACAGUGUGAGGAUAAUAGCAGUAGGUUAGUCCCUCAAAAAGGAUCAAAUUUAGUGGGAAAGAAUAAGGUGAGUAGCUGGAUUCUGAAGUAUCCCAUGGAAUCUUCAGAUGGAGGGGUUGCAAGUCUGAGAUGCUGCAACCCAGGUGACAGGGCAGUGCGGCGGGAAGGGCCUGAGGAAGCAAAGGGCUUGCAGCGCUCAGCCAUGCACUGUCAUCUGGGGUCCAGCUGCCUUAUUUCCGAGUUUGUGGAAAGAAUCCCUGCCCUUCGGUUUCUGUGGUAAUCCAGGAUAAUCUGUAUAGGGCUAACUCCGUGUGCAGUAUUGCUACAAUGUGGUGGUUAAGUUUAUGAAAAUAACUGAAGCACAUAAAGCUCAGAUUGGCCGAGGAAGUGUGUUGCCUUGUACUAGUUCCUGAAUUCUCUCAUUUGGUGGUCAUGACUUCAGCCACUGCUGUGCACAUGGACUCAAGACCAGGGCCAUGUGCACCUGUGUGUGCCUACAUUUAUCUUCUAGCCCAGUGCCGGAGCAGGUCUGCAAGCUCCCCACUGUUAGCUGCCUGGAGGGAGACCCUCAUCACUGUCCCACCCUCCUGCUCUGCUGCAGGGGCCACCUGACUUAUCCUAGUCACUGCUUCCCCACCUACUCUCCGACCUUUCAUUGCCUACAUUUCCAGGGCUGCCUGCAGGCAGCCUGUCCUCCUAAGGAAGUCCCCUGCUUAGACUUAAUUUAUAUUUCCCAAAUUACCUCAGAAAUAAUAUGCCACCUCCCUUUGAUCUUUGCAGGUUUGUCUUCCUGUGUAUGUUCAGAUUAUGGUCCCCAAGUCAUCCCGAUGCCUCCAUGGAAGCAUUGUCCUCUGGUCCACGCCUGGCCAGUGUCUGACAUUGCUCUGUUGAGCAGCCUCAUCCUGUUCUUUAGCGCCCACUGUACCCUGACUGGCCUUCUUGGCUUUCCAGGGCUGACCUUUCCUUUAUACACAGAAAAUGCCCAGAAGUGUCUGUUAAUCAGAGAGCAGAAGAACAGCCAAUUAGAUUCACCUGUCACUGAAAAUAAUUUUUUAGAAUUAUUUCCUAUGUUAGUUAUCUUUUAUUUUACUGCCAGUAUUAUAGAAAUACUCCUUUUUUAUAAAUGCAAGUCAUCUCUGCUGCUUGUGGAUUAACUGUGCAUCUGUAGGGUGAGUAGGAGCCAUGUAUCACACUGUUCUUUGCCAGAUAGGGUUCCCAGUCCUAACAACGGCCUUUACUUUGGCACAUUAUCAGAUGUCUGUCUCUGAAAAAUUUUCCCUCUCACUGAUUUUUUAAAAAAGGGUUUCACUUUUUAAAAGUUGCCUUAUUUUGUUAUUCUCAUUCAGUGAAUGUCUUUUUGUACCAUUUGCUGCAAAGAUUCUCAAAUCCUUCAGCCUCAGGGAGGGAAGUCGCUGCGGAGGCAGCUGGAAACACCAGGCAUGAACAGAUGCAGCACGUGUGUGCAGAGAUCGGGGCCUGCAGCCCUGCGAGACAGACUUCCCACUAACCAAAACCAGACACGUUUGCAUACGUGAGCCUCAGCAGGCUAUCUGAGGACUUGCCUGACAUUGAUUAGUUGAAGUGCUAAAUUACAAGUGCUAAAUUACCUUGUGUCCUGUGAUCCUGCACUGGCCCAUGCAAGACUCCGUGCCUCUCCCCAGGAACUGCCCUUCUGUCCUGCCCCUUCCUGUGUCCUGUCAACCACCCCCAAGGCUGCCCAAACUCCAUGCUAAAUCAGCCGUUAGACUUCUUCCUGAUUUCCUUCCCCCAUGAUUAGAGAAAUCAAGAUAAAAUGAACACACAGAAGCUUUUUGUUCACCCCUCACCAUACCUUAAAAUGCCCCCAUCUGCCACCUUUGAGGAUAUACCUCCCUCAGUUUGGAAAUGUCCACACACCACGAGGUUAUAGGGCAGAAGCUUCUUCCUAAUAUUUCUCUGAUUGCCUGUUCCAGCACAGACAAACGCAGUCCGUCCAUAGUGCUCAGGAACUUCGUGCUUAUGGAACCUGGUGUGUCCUUCCCUGUAACAGGAGCUAGUGGAUUACAAGCUCCGUAAGACCACUGUUCAUAUUUGGCUUAUUAUUCUCUGCCUCGUGGCACUUAGCAAAGGGGUCUGUUAAUUGUAAGAGCAUAAAAGCAUUAACUGACCCCAGCCUCUGUAACCCUGCCUCCUCAGAAGGCUGAGGAAGAGAACUGCAAAUUCAAGACCAGCCUAGGCAAUUUAGCAAGACGCUCUCUGGAAGUACAGAAGUCAGGGGCUGGGAACGUAGAAUACUUGCCUGUCACGUGCCAAGCCCUAGUUUUAUUCCCCAAAAUAUAAAAACGUGUUUACUGAAAAGUUAACAGUUCUCCUCAAGAUAAAUAUUGUAACCGCAAUAUUAUAUAUUGUAAUCCCUUUUCUUAUUCACCUUGCAAUCUGGAAAGUUAUUUUUGUAAUUUCGUUGAUACGUUAUUGGAAUCCCAGUGAAUUAAUUCCAGUCUACUACCUCCAGUGCAACCCACGGUGAGAAGAAAGACAUUAAGACAUAUUUAUAGCUAUGGGCAGCAAAGAGGUCCUGAGUCCGUCCUAGGUGAGGACACACAGAACAAAGGCCUUGAUGCAAGGCCUUCCCCAGAAUUUAUUAUCUUGUGGCGAAGGGAGUGGCUCAAGGAUGAGUGACAGGAUGGCAGGAAUUACCUGAGCAAGGGAAGCUGAGCUGGCUGGGCCGAGAGCAAGCGCCUCUGCAAUAUGCAGGGAGAGAGAUAUGCAGGAAGACCAGUCUGCAUGACUCGAUUGGGUAGCAUCUGAAUGUUUUAGGAGGCUGUUGCUUCAGUUUCUGAUAUGUAAACCCCAGUGCCCUGGGAAGUCAUAGCCUCUUACCUUGUAGCUGGAACCCACUUGAUGUUCCUAUAGCUAUGUGUCUCUACCAUCCUACCGUGAGCAACUGUUCUAUAGGGAACACAGUGCAAGCAAGCAGGAAACUGUUGGCUGGCUUCUGAUUACACAUCAGUACCUCCACUGGCCUUAUUUGCAUUGCUUAGAGCCAAUUGAAGGAGAAGAAAAUAGCUUAGCCAGCUCUUAGAGACGGGAUUUGGUUUCAUUAAUGCCAAAGCAAUUGUUCUGCAUUCUAGGGGAGCUGCCCAGAUCAUCUCCUACAAUAAGCUAGCUUUAGUAUGCUUUGUUGGUGAAGCUGGUGUUU
Messenger RNA from Cavia porcellus (domestic guinea pig), 6847 nucleotides. It is a transcript of the gene Mcm9, whose product is annotated as minichromosome maintenance 9 homologous recombination repair factor. The record is from RefSeq and is a predicted model, not a curated record. Gene Ontology annotation, biological process: double-strand break repair via homologous recombination. The transcript has 9 exons. Bases 142 to 1602 code for a protein of 486 amino acids. Gene Ontology annotation, molecular function: ATP hydrolysis activity; single-stranded DNA binding; single-stranded DNA helicase activity. Gene Ontology annotation, cellular component: nucleus; MCM complex. Lineage: Eukaryota; Metazoa; Chordata; Mammalia; Rodentia; Caviidae.